Messenger RNA from Cylas formicarius (sweet potato weevil), 1939 nucleotides. Its product is annotated as translation initiation factor eIF-2B subunit delta-like. The record is from RefSeq and is a predicted model, not a curated record. The coding region runs from base 136 to 1563 and encodes 475 amino acids. The transcript has 6 exons. Lineage: Eukaryota; Metazoa; Arthropoda; Insecta; Coleoptera; Brentidae.
CUCCGCGAGGUACCGGUAGUUCACGAUCGACAGAUUGGCGACCGCUGAUGUAGAUAAUUGUAAUAAUAAUAAUACCGAUCUAUGAUUUGAGGUUAUAUUAACCUUAGUAUUGCGUGAUUAAUCUUUUACUUCGAUAUGGAAAAAAAAGAAGUUGCGGCAAAUCGUGACAAAAAACCUGAGAAAGUUAAAAGCGAUAAAAUUCAAACUACAGUAUCAGAACAAAAUUCAAACAAGGAAAACGAGAAACUAAAACGAAAAUUAGAAUGGGAAAAGAGAUUAGCUGAGCAAAAAUUGAAAGGCAAAACCGAAGAAACUCAAGAUCUUAGCAAAACAAAAUUAAAGGCAAUUCGCCGGGAACGCCAAGAAGCUCAACGUCAAGCUAAAGCUGAAUAUAAAGGUGAGGUUAAAGUCCAAGAAAAACCAAAAUCCAAAAGGGAAAAAACAGAUUUACAAGUACAACAUACAAAUACUGUAACGGAAAAGCCUUUAGAGGUGAAAAAGUCAAAAGCAAAAUAUAUUCAAUUUGUUCAGCACUUGUAUCGACAGUCAAGUCCAGAGUAUUCAAAAUUUGUAAAUUACAAAGAUGUCCAUGCAGUUUUUGUACAUUUGGGGAUACAGUAUGCAGAAAAAGUAAUAUUAGGUUCCAACGCAAGAUGCUUAGCUCUUUUGUCAGCAAUGAAAUACUUAAUUAAUGAUCUUCAAACACCUCCAAAACAAGAGUUUGGCAGAUACCUGGAAUCAGUUCUUCAACAUUCUACAAAUUACUUGCAAAAUUGCAGACCUUUGUCGGUAUCUAUGACCAACGUCCUAAGGCACUUCAAGUUACAGUUGACACGUAUGGAUGCUAAUUUGACAGACAAUGCAAAGAAGGCUCAUUUACAAGAAGUUAUCGAUCUUUACAUCAAUAAUGAUAUUAAAAAAGCUUGGGAUGCAAUCUCUAUGAAAGUAAACCAAAAAAUAGUUGAUGGUGAUGUUAUUUUGAUAUUUGGGUGCUCAUCUCUAAUAAGGAAAAUACUUUUUGAAGCUCAUAAAGAUGAGAAGAAAUUUUCAGUAAUUAUUGUUGAUAGCAGGCCACUUUUAGAAGGCAGAGAAAUGCUGAGAAGGCUUGUAAGCUUUGGUAUUAAAUGUACCUACAUUUUUAUUAAUGCCAUAAGUUAUAUUAUGACAGGAGUUACCAAAGUGCUAUUGGCGGCACAUGCUUUGUUAACAAAUGGAUAUGUUAUGUCAAGAGUUGGAACUGCGCAAGUGGCUUUAGUAGCUCAGGCUUACAACAAACCAGUUUUAGUAUGUUGUGAGACAUACAAAUUUAGUGAGAUGGUACAGACACAUGCUUUUAUUUAUAACGAAAUAGAUAGUUCCACAUCUCUUUUUAAAGCAGGCACCCAGGCUCUUGAAUCGCCUUUGGCUGCUUUAAAAGAUAACCCAAAAUUAAAUGUACUUAACCUUUUAUAUGAUGUCACACCACCCGACUUGGUAACUGCAGUGGUCACCGAGUUGGCAAUACUGCCAUGCACCAGUGUGCCCGUCGUCUUGAGAAUUAAUGCAAGUGAAACUAUUCUAUAGCAUUUUAAUAAAAAAUAUAUUUUGUAUAUUUCUGUUUGUUUUACUAUUUGCCUUCGGUAAUAGUGGUAGGUAUUGACCUAUUACAUGUGAUGGACCAGAAAACUGCAAGGAAUAUUAUUCUAGGAUUUGCAAAACUUUGCUCAUAUAUUUUCAUAAAAAUGCUUUUACCAAAAUUAAUUAUUAGCUAUUAAACAAAACCAUAAAGAAUUUUUUAAUGAGCGACCCAAAAAUCUUUAAGUGCAUUUUAAACACGUUGGUCUAAAAAAAAUUAUUUUGGUUUUACUUGAAACGAUUUUUUAACUUUGCAUUAAAUCCGAUUGGUAUUUUUUACUAGGUAUUACCUAUAAAAAUUUAUAGCUCAUUAAUUCUUAUCCAA